Molecule: messenger RNA, 1755 nt
Organism: Trypanosoma cruzi
Lineage: Eukaryota; Euglenozoa; Kinetoplastea; Trypanosomatida; Trypanosomatidae
Exons: 1
Coding region: 1-1755 (584 amino acids)
Molecular function (GO): GTP binding; GTPase activity
Source: RefSeq, a predicted model, not a curated record
AUGGCACUUCACCACCUAAGCGACAUGACGUUCGAAGAGCUCGAACACUUUGUUCGGACAAACGGGGAGUCCAUGCAACUCUCGCCUGCGGAUGUGGUUGCCCUGCACCUGCACAGGCAGCGUCGUGGGUAUCUCUCCGGAAGAGAACGCCCGCUGUGGCUCCAUGACUCUAUCAAGAGGGGCGACGAGAGGCCGUCGUGCCACGCCCUUCGAUUGCUUAUUCUUGGCGAAGAAACGGAUGCCAAACUGGGGCUGGCGGCGCUGCUCCUUCACGGCGGUGGUCGUCCACGUCACGAGACGCUGUUGCUUGGACUCGGCCCUGUGGAGGAGGAGGAGACGGAGUCCGGAGGCGGCGAUGGGAACAGCCGUGGCGAUGCCGCCCUUCCACGCAUCGAAGUGCUCGUGCCAGCGGUGGCAGACGUGACCGCCUCCCUCCGCGGGGAGUUGUGCAUCGCCAGCGACGUGGUUCUGUUGUGCUUCAGCGUGAAUGAGCAUGCCACUUUUGACGCCCUCCGUCAGCGUUGGUGGAAAGACGAGGUGGGACGGGCCUUUGCGGUACUUGCGCAGGAUCUUGCUGAGGCCCACCACACCACUCCGUGGCCCGCCACGCCCGUCAUCGUCGUGGGACUCGCCGCGGAAAAGAGACAAGCUCUUGCAGGGAAAAACACCAUUCCGGUUUCGCACACAGAGGCGGUACAACUUGCACAGAAAAUGGGGGCUAGCAAGUACAUGGAGAUUUUUUCAGAUAACCUUCAUCAUGCCCGCUCACUUGUGACGCAAUGCAUGCAAGUGACAAAUGCUUUUCAGCAGUCUCUCUUGAAGGAGGUGGGGGCGGAGGCAUUGUCGUUCCUCACCGCCGCGAAGCAGCAGAUGUUGCGGUGUCAUUUACGGGCUCCAAAACCCGAUGGGGAGAUCGAUUCCCAGGCGAUGCAACUGCGGCUACAAAUGACACCAGGCAUCACUUAUUUCAUGACAUUUGAUGGGACAGAUCCACGUCAUCACGCCUCGCCGGCACAAGUCCCCCACGACGGUGUUGUGGAUUUGCGGCCAUACAGCAAACAGCCUGGAACUGUGCUUCGUAUCUGUGGCAUGGCCCGUUGUGCCUAUUCGAGUAUCGUAUUAGAAAUAGAGGUGCCCAGUAUAUUAAAGCCCCCCAGUGGUUACUUUGACAUCGCAUGGCGACGAUUUGUGUUGACAAAGACGCCCGAUGAUGCGCUCUGUGCGCACCGCGAAGUACGCUACACCUUGGAUGGCACACAACCCACGAGGGCAUCGAUGUUGUACACUCAUCCCAUUGAAUUGGACGUAAAAUCCUCUGCGAAUUUUCCAUGGGGCUCGUGGCGCAGUAGCGUGACACCCCCGCGUGUCAUUAGACUUGCUGCCUUUGCGGAGAAUGAAUUUACCUCACCCACCGUCACGUACGAGGUGCCGGCCGUGCUGAAAACGCCACAAAUUGAGUACUCCCCACAGGAAAGCACUGUCUUUCUCAAUUCCAUGCAGCCAAUGGUCGAAUAUCACUACACACUCGACGGGACGAUGCCGACACUCACGUCGCCACUCUACACAGGGCCGUUUAGUCUUGCAGCCGAUGUGACGCAGCAAGUACGCGUUGUGGCGUUUCCGAGGGUGUUUUUUCCGAGCCGUGAGGCGGUGUUUUACGUGCCUAAAGUUAAAACUAGUGGUAGUGGUAGUGGUAUUUGUGGUGGAGACAGUAAUGGCACCACGGCUGCUGCGCUGCUGCACCAGCAGAAUUAA